CGCGUUCCGCUCGCAAUAGGAGAUGACCAGAAACUGUGCCAAGAACAGUGCCGCGGCGGCCGCGCCAAACCGCGAUGUGGCAUACACCUACGACGCCGUAACACACCUACAUCGGUGCCACGGGUCGGUUGUACCAACACCGCGACGACGACGACGACGACGACGACGACGGGGAGGCCUACGCGGUGCGCUACCGCGAUUUACGCGAAUACGGCGUGUAUCGCGAUCGCGAGAUGCGGUAGGAGAGCGCGGGGCUCUCGAGAGUGAAGAUCUAUUGGGUUGGCAAGAAAAACGCUUUUUUAUACGAAUCGCUCUCCACGCGAGACUUUAUCUCCGGCUCCGAGGAACGUGGCUGGAGCCGCUUGUGACAGGCCGAGGGUAAACUUUGCC
Molecule: messenger RNA, 390 nt
Organism: Acromyrmex echinatior (Panamanian leafcutter ant)
Lineage: Eukaryota; Metazoa; Arthropoda; Insecta; Hymenoptera; Formicidae
Source: RefSeq, a predicted model, not a curated record